Messenger RNA from Polypterus senegalus (gray bichir), 1950 nucleotides. Its product is annotated as protein cordon-bleu-like. NCBI's taxonomy places the organism in Eukaryota, Metazoa, Chordata, Cladistia, Polypteriformes, Polypteridae. Gene Ontology annotation, cellular component: plasma membrane; axonal growth cone; ruffle. The record is from RefSeq and is a predicted model, not a curated record. The coding region runs from base 252 to 1682 and encodes 476 amino acids. The transcript is spliced from 11 exons. Gene Ontology annotation, biological process: actin filament polymerization; actin filament network formation. Gene Ontology annotation, molecular function: actin monomer binding.
UCCCAACGGCCGGCGCUGUGAUUGACAGGAGGGUGCUGGGCGGGGGCGGGCCAGGGAUAAAAGUGGAACAAGGGCACACGCAGACAAACAAGGGACGAGAGAAGCGUUUGGAGAUGUAAAUCUGCGGGAUUCACUCCCAGUCAGAGUUUGAGAAGAAACGAGAAUACAAAAUAAAUAAAGAAGGAAAAAGAAAGAAAGAUCGGAUGGUUCCAACUUUUCGGGCCGACUUGCCACAUUGAGAAGCGUGGAGGAUGAACUCCGUGGGAGUCAGCAGUUCCGCGAAGCCGCCCACCGGGAAAAUGAAGGCCAGAGCUCCACCGCCGCCACCCCCUGCAGCCCCCAGACCAGCUCCUCGCCGGAACUUCCCCCCCACGUUGCCUUUGUCCCAAGAGGAUGGAGACCGCAGCUCAGGGGACCAGAAGGAGAACGUGCUGAGGGACUCGCUGGAUGUUCUGCUCACUCUACCCGGUGGCAUCCAGAAGAGGACUACAGUUAGUGGAAGCAAAGCUCUGAUGGACUUACUGGUGGAACUGUGCAGCCAGUACCACCUUAGCCCAGUGCACCACACCCUGGAACUACAGACUAGAGAUGCUCAGCCGUUGGCCUUCAAACCGAACACCCUGCUGGGAAUGCUGGAUGUGCACACCGUGUUAAUUAAAGAGAGAGUUGCGGAGGAGAAGCCCAAACGACCGCCGCCCAAACUGCCAGAGAAGACCGUGAGGCUGGUGGUGAACUACCACAAGACCCAGAAGGCAGUGGUGCGUGUAAGCCCUGUUGUCCCACUGAACAAUUUAAUUCCCAUCAUUUGUGAAAAAUGUGAAUUUGAUCCCCGGCACAUUGUCCUACUGAGUGACAGCAGCAGCAGUAAGGGCCUGGACCUCUCUAAAUCCUUGAGCGACCUGGGAAUUCGGGAGCUCUACGUCUUGGACCACAGCUUAGUUCUGCGCUCUAAAAUUCACUCGGCGCCAAUUCUCAAUUUCUCAGAUCCAAGUCGGACGUCUUCAGUGAGCACAAGUGUCUCAGAUAAAAAGGGCCUCCUGGGUUUCUUCAAGCUUAGAAGAAAAAGUAAGACUGAAGAGCCGAGGCCGAUGGAGAUGGAUGCUUUUGAUGGUAGUAGAUAUGCGCCCACCACAGGAGCCGACGAUGAAGGCAAUUACACAGCGCCGAAUACCCCGGGUAUAAACUCCCGAGAGUGCACCAUAGCGGCAUGUCAUUCAAUGGGGAACAUUUCAAGACUGUCGCCCAAAUCCGAACUGAAGAAACGGCGAGCACCGCCACCUCCACCUCCGGGGUCGGCGUCCAUGCAGAACUUCCAGAGUGUUUCCCUCGAUGAUAUUCAGAUUAUCCACGACUCGCCCAACAUUAACCAGCAGAAGAAGCGACGUGCACCUCCACCACCUCCGCCGCCAGCUCCUGGUUCAAGUGGCCCGACGGAGGAGACGCCCCUCGAUCGAUCUCGCCUUAUGGAGGUAGUGGAGUCCCCCUGCAGUGACAAAGAGGUGCCACCGGAGUCCUCGCCCACGCAAGGUGGUGAAGAGCCCUCGGACGUCAAGCGUGAGUUGACAGAAGAAGAUGCCAAGUGUGAGGCCAAUAAUAAAACAGCGGAGGAGGCGGAAAAUAAGAGACACAGCACCAUGGCUUACUGUUGUGCACCAGUCUCUUUCCGGGUCACUCGCCUCUAAAAGCCCAUUGGACCUUAGCAGACCUGCACUUCUACUUCUUCUCUUGCCGUCUUCUGACAUCCCUCCUCUUCAUCCUUUCCUGCUGAUGAACCUUUGCUCCUCUCUUCAGUGCUUCAUUUCUGACCCCCACACGCCCUCUUCUGCUCUCCUUCAGACUCCCUCUUGUAUUCAUUCGGUCCUCUGUGUUCUGCUGAUGAGUGAUGGAGUUCAUGUUUUUAUAAACGACUUUGAAAUGUUCUGAUUGAAGUUCAAUAAAUAUGUAAAUAGA